Molecule: messenger RNA, 2911 nt
Organism: Leptonychotes weddellii (Weddell seal)
Lineage: Eukaryota; Metazoa; Chordata; Mammalia; Carnivora; Phocidae
Source: RefSeq, a predicted model, not a curated record
GGGGAAGCCGACCGGGGUGGAGAGACCGAGAAGGGAAGGCCGGGUGGGAGGGCCUUGCGCUUAAGGGGCCGUGGCUCGUUUACCCGGUGCUGUGGUUGGUACUUCGCUGUUGGGGAGGCUCUGAGGUCGCCCGGAUCAAUCUUCCCAAUGGGUUAUUGGGAAAAUUAGCGGGUAGAAAAUCUUGAGGGUCGGAGGCAUUUUUUCCUUGGCCCCGCCCUUUUCCCCGUUCUGAGAGCUGGGCGUCUGGCCCACCGAGGGGGAAGGGCAGUUGGCGGGGCUGAGGAAGAGGGCUUUGCGCACGCGCGUGUCCGAGUGUGUGAGUGUUUGUGUUUACGCGCACGCGCGCGCGCUCCUGCAUUUAGGAAGCCUGGGAAGGACCGGUGUGCUAGGAGAUGAGCGGGGAAAACAUAGUCCCCUGUCUUUGGUACCAGGCACUCCUGACUGUGCGCUGACCCUCCCCACCCAGCCAGCAGCCUUUUCCAGAGAGGCUGUGGUCCAUAGCCUCUGUUCGUUUUCACUGCAGGACCAGGCACGAAAGUUAAAACAAAAUGAAGAUUUUUUCUGAAUCUCAUAAAACAGUAUUUGUUGUAGAUCACUGCCCUUACAUGGCAGAAUCAUGCAGACAGCAUGUCGAGUUUGAUAUGCUGGUGAAGAAUAGGACCCAAGGAAUCAUCCCUUUGGCACCCAUAUCUAAAUCAUUGUGGACUUGUUCAGUAGAAUCUUCCAUGGAAUAUUGUAGAAUAAUGUAUGAUAUAUUUCCUUUCAAAAAGCUGCUAAUGGCAGCAUUAGCUGCUGUUGGGCCUCCUAAUCCACGAGCAGAUCCAGAAUGCUGCAGCAUUUUGCAUGGUCUCGUUGCAGCAGUGGAAACCCUGUGUAAAAUUACAGAAUACCAACAUGAGGCUCGUACUCUACUAAUGGAAAAUGCAGAACGUGUUGGUAAUAGAGGACGAAUAAUUUGCAUUACUAAUGCAAAAAGUGAUAGUCAUGUGCGUAUGCUUGAGGACUGUGUCCAGGAAACAAUUCAUGAGCAUAACAAGCUUGCUGCAAAUUCAGAUCAUCUCAUGCAGAUUCAGAAGUGUGAGCUGGUCUUGAUCCAUACUUACGCAGUUGGUGAAGACAGCCUUGUAUCUGAUCGUCCUAAAAAGGAGUUAUCUCCUGUUUUAACCAGUGAAGUUCAUAGUGUUCGUGCAGGACGGCAUCUUGCUACCAAAUUAAAUAUUUUAGUACAGCAACAUUUUGACUUGGCUUCAACUACUAUUACAAAUAUUCCAAUGAAGGAAGAACAACAUGCUAAUACAUCUGCCAAUUAUGAUGUGGAGCUGCUUCAUCACAAAGAUGCACAUGUGGAUUUCCUGAAAAGUGGUGAUACCCACAUAGGUGGCAGCAGUAGAGAAGGUUCAUUUAAAGAAACGAUAACGUUAAAGUGGUGCACACCCAGGACAAAUAACAUUGAAUUACACUAUUGCACUGGCGCUUACCGAAUUUCACCUGUAGACGUAAAUAGUAGACCUUCCUCCUGCCUUACUAAUUUUCUUCUAAAUGGUCGUUCUGUUUUAUUGGAACAACCACGAAAGUCAGGUUCCAAAGUCAUUAGUCAUAUGCUUAGUAGCCAUGGAGGAGAGAUUUUUUUGCAUGUCCUUAGCAGUUCUCGAUCCAUUCUAGAAGAUCCACCUUCAAUUAGUGAAGGAUGUGGAGGCAGAGUUACAGACUACCGGAUCACAGAUUUUGGUGAAUUUAUGAGGGAAAACAGAUUAACUCCUUUUCUAGACCCCAGAUAUAAAAUCGAUGGAAGUCUUGAGAUCCCCUUGGAACGAGCAAAAGAUCAGUUAGAAAAACACACCCGUUACUGGCCUAUGAUUAUUUCACAAACCACCAUUUUUAACAUGCAAGCGGUAGUUCCAUUAGCCAGUGUUAUUGUGAAAGAAUCUUUGACAGAAGAAGAUGUGUUAAACUGUCAAAAAACAAUAUACAACUUAGUUGAUAUGGAAAGGAAAAAUGAUCCUCUGCCUAUUUCCACAGUUGGUACAAGAGGAAAAGGCCCUAAGAGAGAUGAACAAUACCGUAUCAUGUGGAAUGAAUUAGAAACCCUUGUUAGAGCUCAUAUCAACAACUCGGAGAAACAUCAGAGAGUUUUGGAAUGUCUGAUGGCGUGUAGGAGCAAACCCCCAGAAGAAGAAGAACGAAAGAAACGAGGAAGAAAGAGGGAGGACAAAGAGGACAAAUCAGAGAAAGCAGUGAAAGAUUAUGAACAGGAGAAAUCUUGGCAAGAUUCAGAGAGAUUAAAAGGAAUCUUAGAACGUGGAAAAGAAGAGUUGGCUGAAGCUGAGAUUAUAAAAGAUUCACCUGAUUCCCCAGAACCUCCAAACAAAAAGCCCCUUGUUGAGAUGGAUGAAACUCCACCAGUAGAAAAAUCAAAAGGGCCAGUGUCCUUAUUAUCCCUGUGGAGUAAUAGAAUCAAUACUGCCAAUUCUAGAAAACAUCAGGAGUUUGCUGGACGUUUGAACUCUGUUAAUAACAGAGCUGAAUUAUAUCAACAUCUUAAAGAGGAAAAUGGAAUGGAGACAACAGAAAAUGGCAAAGCCAGCCGGCAGUGAAGAAUGACUUGAGGAACUAAAAUUUACUAUAUUGCAUACAUAUUUUGGGCAGAAUUUGAUAUAAGUACUUUUACAGCAAGAUUGUAUAGUUAUGUUGCCUGGACUGGUUUUUACAUUUUUAAAAUACUUCAACUAUCUUUUUGUUAUUAAUUGUGAAAUUGGCACGUAUAUAAAAAAAUAUACAUUUGAAAUUUGUCCUGCCAAAUCACACAAAUUUAUUUUAUGGUAAAAGGAUGUUCCCUCUGGAAAUGUUUUUUAAAAAAUUCUUAGGCUUCUCUUUUGCCAAAUAAAACUAUUAAAAUUUCUGAAAUGCAAAA